AUGGCAAAAGCACAUGAAGGUAUCCUUGAUCAUGGCUAUUGGAGACCAGUCAAGCUUGAUACAGAGACAUCCUCUUUUACACGAGCGACAAAAUGGUGCGGUGAAGUGAUCCGGCCUUCAUUCCUGAGAGAUACAAACCUCGGAACUAGCAGAAGGAGAACAGCAUAUCUCGAUGGCAUUCGAGGCUUUGCAGCCUUUCUAGUCUAUUGGGGCCACCAUGAACUCUGGGCACACAAUUCAGAAGCUGUUCUUGAGAACGUAUAUGGCUACGAUUCACAGUACUACUUCGUUUGUUUGCCAGGUGUACGCAUGUUCUUCUCAGGAGGACAUUUGGCGGUCACUAUGUUCUUUGUCCUCUCUGGUUAUGUUCUAUCUGCCAAGCCACUGGCGCUUAUUCAAGCUGGUGAUCAACUCACUUUGGGUGACAACCUAUCCUCAGCACUCUUCAGGCGCUGGAUCCGCCUCUACAUACCGGUCAUCUGUACGACAUUCUUGUACAUGACCUCGUGGUAUCUAUUCAGAUACAGGACCGAUGUUGAGCCCAAGUCCUCGUAUCGCGAAGAAUUAUGGAACUGGUACUGCGAAUUCAAAAACUUCAGCUUUGUCUUCCGCUCGGGCGGCGAGCCCUGGUUCUCGUAUAACUUUCACACAUGGUCAAUCCCUGUGGAAUUCAGAGGCUCGCUGGUUGUUUACACCGCGCAACUAGCAUUUUCACGAUGCACCAAGAACGCUCGACUCUGGUGCGAAGUCGCGCUCGUCAUUUACUUUAUGUAUAUUGCGGAUGGCUGGUCGUGCGCAGCUUUCAUGGCUGGAAUGCUGGUCUGCGACCUCGAAGUACUGAGUGCCAGCAGGAGUCUACCCAAGCCCAUUGAAGGAUUAGGACGAUUCAAGAACACCAUGUUCUACAUGCUGUUCCUGAUGGCUGUCUAUCUCUCAGGAGUCCCGGCUUCGGAUUUUGAUAUAAAUGUUCUGAGAAACUCUCCUGGAUGGUACUAUCUAUCCUUUCUGAAACCACAAGCAGUUUUCGAUUUCAAGUUCUUCUACCUUUUCUGGGCCGCCAUAUUUCUGGUGGCCUCGGUUCCACACAUCUCGUGGCUGAAGCGGUUCUUUGAGGCGGGGGUCAACCAAUACCUUGGGCGCAUCUCUUUUGCGUUCUAUUUAGUCCAUGGGCCUAUUUUAUGGUCCUUGGGCGACAGAAUCUACGCUGCUGUCGGAUGGUCUAGAGAGCCACACGCCUUCAAUAUUCCCGGAUGGAUAAACCUCCUCCCUAUAACAAAGGCUGGCCCAUACGGUCUAGAGAUUGGGUUUCUUCUCCCACAGUUGAUCCUUCUGCCCAUCACUUUGUGGAUGGCAGAGAUCGUGACGGCACUGCUCGAUGAGCCUAGUGUGAGAUUUUCUCAAUGGCUAUAUGGCAAGACGCUGGGACCUUGUAUCAAGUUCUGA
Exophiala aquamarina CBS 119918 is the source of this 1443-nucleotide messenger RNA. RefSeq lists its product as uncharacterized. Gene Ontology annotation, cellular component: membrane. Gene Ontology annotation, molecular function: acyltransferase activity, transferring groups other than amino-acyl groups. The coding region runs from base 1 to 1443 and encodes 480 amino acids. NCBI's taxonomy places the organism in Eukaryota, Fungi, Ascomycota, Eurotiomycetes, Chaetothyriales, Herpotrichiellaceae. Gene Ontology annotation, biological process: polysaccharide biosynthetic process. The record is from RefSeq and is a predicted model, not a curated record. The transcript has a single exon.